AUGUCCACCGAGGCCGGGCCUACCAGCACAUCUAAUGUCGCUGUUGACCAUGAACCCGGCCUCAUUUCGCAAUCCCAGGAUGUCGUGAGCACAGCUGCUGAUGAGGUGCCGAAUGCUAUGGAUGGGGAAGUGAAAUCUGCGACUCAUGUAGCAGAUGCUGAGAAGCAGGUCUAUUCGGAAUCAACCGACCAGCCUGAGCAUGACCAGAACGAUCAGUUCCAUCGUACAGCGUCCACAGUCGCACCCUCUCAACGAUCUGUUCGUAGGGACCCAAUGAGCCGGGUAACGACAGACGCAGAGGGGAAUGUUUAUCCCGAGGGUGGAAAAGAGGCAUGGCUUGUUGUGUUAGGCAGCUUCCUCGGCCUAUUUGGAUCGUUAGGACUGAUCAACACCAUUGGUACUUUCCAAGCCUAUAUCGAGGACCACCAACUGAAAGACUACAGCUCCGGCGACGUUGGUUGGAUCUUCGGUAUGUUCGCUUUUCUGACGUUCUUCUGUGGUGUCCAGAUUGGUCCUAUGUUUGAUGCCCGGGGCCCACGAGCUCUUGUCCUCGCAGGCUCGAUUUGUGAGAUGGCCUUUAUCAUUCUCCUCGGCUUUUGCACUAAAUACUGGCAUUUCAUGUUGGUCAUCGGUGUCCUCGGUGGUGUUGGGGCGUCUCUCAUUUUCACUCCGGCCAUCUCGGCUGUUGGCCAUUUCUUCUACGAGAAGCGCGGUGUUGCGACCGGUAUUGCGGCUACCGGUGGCUCCAUUGGAGGUAUCGUGUUUCCACUUAUUCUCGAGGCUCUAUUCCCUAAAAUUGGAUGGGGCUGGGCAACUCGUGUUGUUGCUUUGAUCUGUCUGGUUGCUUUGUCUGUAGCAAACCUCCUGAUCAAAUCACGACUCCCACAAAAGCCUUUCUCCAGGGAGAACAUUCUACCCGACUUCCGCAUCUUUAGCGAUUCUCGAUUUGCAUUGACUACUGCAAGUGUUUUCUUUAUCGAAUGGGGUCUUUUCAUUCCUAUCAGCUAUAUCUCGUCCUACGCACUUGCCGAGGGAUUCUCGAGCAAAUUCUCAUACCAGAUCCUUGCCAUUUUGAACGUGGGCUCCUUCUUUGGACGGUGGCUGCCCGGGUUCUUUGCGGAUUUCCUGGGUCGUUUCAAUACUUUAAUCGCUACCGUGGCUCUUUGCUUACUCUGCAAUGCAUGCCUAUGGCUUCCUGCUGGAGAUAGUCUGGCUCUACUUGUGAUCUAUGCAUUACUCUUCGGAUUCGCCAGUGGUAGCAACAUCAGCUUGACGCCUGUCUGUGUCGGACAGCUCUGUAAGACUGAGAACUAUGGCCGAUAUUAUGCUACCGCUUACACCAUCGUAAGUUUUGGUACUUUGACUGGUAUGCCCAUCGCUGGUGAAAUCCUGGCUCGUUGCAACGGAGAAUACUGGGGUGUUAUUGCAUUUACUACCGUUUGCUAUGCUGCAGGAUUGAUCUGCUGUACGGCUGUCAAGGUUAUACAAGUCGGAUGGCGUAAGCCACUGGCGAUUUAUUAG
Molecule: messenger RNA, 1521 nt
Organism: Penicillium longicatenatum
Lineage: Eukaryota; Fungi; Ascomycota; Eurotiomycetes; Eurotiales; Aspergillaceae
Product: MCT family MFS transporter
Exons: 2
Coding region: 1-1521 (506 amino acids)
Biological process (GO): transmembrane transport
Cellular component (GO): fungal-type vacuole membrane
Molecular function (GO): transmembrane transporter activity
Source: RefSeq, a predicted model, not a curated record